GACACGGUCAUGUCUGUGGGUUUGUUUACGGUUUGUAGCGUUAGCUAGAGCUGCGGGUCGAAAGAGUUUGAGUAUUUCCUCUGUAACAACAUAAUCAUCUGCGGUGGAAAUAUAACUACUGCUACAGCAUACGAGGGUUUUAGACAUCGGCUUGCUAGCUAACGUUAGCUAAUUUAGGUUCACAUGUGCUAACAAGGUUGGGUAUCUGACUGUGGUCCCUGUCACUUAACGGCAAACUCAGAGCCGUCGCACGACACGGCUCUCCUCUCUUAAAUAAGUGUAGCUCUAGCUUUUCCUCCCCCCCGCGGCUCCGCACGCAUGGACCCCCACGGCGUGCACCGCUCCUGCGGGGGGCGCUGCUUCUCGGCCCCCGGCGCCCGCCAGACCCUCGCCGAGAUGGACUUCGGGAGAGGUCUGUGGUCGGCAGCUCUGGACGGAGACCUGGAGAGGAUCGGGUUGGUUUUGAAAAAAGGGACCGAUCCGGACAUCAGGGACCAGACCGGCUACACUGCGCUGCACUACGCAAGUCGCGCAGGCCACCUGCCGGUGUGUGAGCUGCUCCUGGCCCACGGCGCCUGCACCAACUCCCGGACCCACGGCGGGGCGACGCCGCUGCACAGGGCAGCAUACUGCGGCCGUCUCGCCGUGGCCCGGCUGCUGUUGGACCAUGGAGCCGAUCCCAGCCUCGCCGACGACGAUGGCUCAACACCGCUGCAUAAGGCUGCUGAGCAGAGCCAUCUGGAAGUAUGUGAGUUGAUCGUGAGCAGCUGCCCUGCCUUGAGAGCCCAGAAGGAUAAAAGACUGCGCUUACCUGUAGAUCUCUGCCCAGACCACAGUGCUCUGCUGGAGUUACUGAAACCUGCCUAGUGACCUGCUCUGCUCUGCCAAAAAGAGAGAGAUUGUAUCAGCAUGUCUCUGACAGACUCGCCUCAGCAACCAAGACUUGUUGCUUCAACAUCCGGCUGGAAACCAUUUUAGUAUCUCCACAUCUCCUCCUCUCCACAGCCCUUUCCUAUCUACUGAUGUACAUACAUUUACUGGGAAAUAAAAAUGAGAGUUAAUGUGA
Electrophorus electricus (electric eel) is the source of this 1066-nucleotide messenger RNA. It is a transcript of the gene ankrd39, whose product is annotated as ankyrin repeat domain 39. Gene Ontology annotation, molecular function: protein binding; ubiquitin-protein transferase activity. Gene Ontology annotation, biological process: protein K6-linked ubiquitination. Gene Ontology annotation, cellular component: BRCA1-A complex; BRCA1-BARD1 complex. The record is from RefSeq and is a predicted model, not a curated record. NCBI's taxonomy places the organism in Eukaryota, Metazoa, Chordata, Actinopteri, Gymnotiformes, Gymnotidae.